AUGCUGUACACAUGCGCCGCCCGCUGCCUUGAUCGAGUUGAAGAAACCCCUGCUAAUCGUCCCCCUAUUGACUAUUGUUAUCUACGGUGCAACACAUACUGCUUGUCCUACCCGCAGCGCCCGGCUCACCGGUUUGAGAUUGUCACGCUGCCUCUGCCGCAAUCCUUCUCUGACGAUGAACGCGUGGACGCUUGCAUCCGCCACCAUGAGAAGGAAAUCCAGAGCCGCCUGCCGAUUGCCGAUAAGGCGAAGGCAACCUCUCGGUUUCUACCUGAGCGCAUCGUGGAUCGUCGUUAUGCGCGGAGAAUCCUCGUUCUCAACCGCUUUGAGGCCAAUGAAGAUAGUAAUAACGAUGGCAAGACGUGGAAUGGAGGCAAGAUGCACCCUGAUGCGAAUCGCUUCGGUAGCUAUCUUGACGUCGAAUGGCAACGGCGCAAGAAGCAUGACUUUGUCGGUCUUGGCCCGGAGUAUACACCUCGCGAUGUGUCAUUCCACAGUUGUGGGGUUGAACAGUUCGGAAGCACACUUUUCGAGAUGUUUCUCCCAGCUGCGCCUUUCUACAAUCAUUUCGUGCCCGAUGGUGUACUCAAUCGACAGCUUCUGGAUACUAGGAGAAGUCUGGCUGAUGUUGAUGCUCUUACUAUUUGA
Molecule: messenger RNA, 648 nt
Organism: Colletotrichum navitas
Lineage: Eukaryota; Fungi; Ascomycota; Sordariomycetes; Glomerellales; Glomerellaceae
Exons: 3
Coding region: 1-648 (215 amino acids)
Source: RefSeq, a predicted model, not a curated record